AUGGAUCAGAAUCGAGGGUUUCGGGAAGUAGCGCCCCCCGAUGAAGCUGAGCAGCAUGCGCAGCGAAGUCAGCUAACCAUGAACAAAACCGGCAAGCGAAGCUACCAAAGAGCUUGUAAAGUUGCCCUGGCGAAGGGAGCAGCACUUUACAAAGGCCGUCUUCUGACAGCUCAGGCUCUAGGAGCUCAUGAAGGACAAUUCGCGUCUCCUGCGAAAGCGGAGAGGCGUUCUUUUCAACCGAACAGACAGAUCCAUCACAAAUUUGACAUGGAAGUCCUUACUUGGAACGCAGGCUCAAUUACAAGCCGAGUUUGGAACGAGAUUCUGGCCCUUUUGGCAACAACAGAGUACAAGAACAUCAAAAUCGUUUUCCUGCAGGAAUCGCAUUGGCAGCAGGACCAGAUCUACAGCUCAGGCCCGUGGUCAGUUCUAACCUGUGGCUCAACAAGCAGACACAAGGCUGGCCUGGUUGUCUUGGUGCAUAGCUCACUGGCUCCUCUUUCAGAAAUUCGCAGCACUUCCAUAGUUCCAGGGCAUUUGCAGCACGUCAUGAUCCCGUGGCAGAGAUCCAGAAUACAUCUCCUGAACCUGUACCAGCACGUCUGGGAUUCAAAGCUCUCGAAGACGGAAAACAGAGGCAGGAGAAAGGACGUGAUGACACAGCUCGAAAAUCGAAUACAGAGAGUCCCACAACGUGACUUCUUGAUUGUGGCUGGGGAUUUCAACGCGCAUGCGGUGACUGAACGUCCUCAUAUCGGACCAAGUGUGCCUCAUCGAGUACGGUUUGCAAAUGCGGAUGUGAAGACACUGCCCUCGCUCUGCAAAUCCUGUGGACUAACUGCGCUGAACACAUGGGCUUCUGGCCAUCGCAGUACGUAUGCUAACAGUGAUGGCACAUAUUUCUCUCAGAUCGAUUUUUUGCUGGUCAGACUGCACGAUGCUCGGAGGAGAUCCAAGGAGGCCUACUCGGAUAAGAACUUUCCUGUGGCUGCCUACAGAGAUGGAUCAAAACACUUUCCAGUGCGAGCCACUCUGUUCAUUCCUCCUUACAGUCCUACACCCAGCAAGCCACGGCCGUUUGAUGCCACAGCCCUGGAUGCGAGCUUUCGGCGGAAAGAUGACAACUGGCAGGCAUUCUCACAUCGUCUGACGGAAGCAGUGGUGAGGACAAUGCAAGUGAGACCGUCUUGGCAAGAACUGGAUGAAGUGAUGGUUCGUGUAUCAGCUGAGCACUACCCUCCACCACGCAAGUCUCAGCCAGCAGCAGGUCCAAUCCAUCAGGAAUAUUGGAAGAAAGUGCGGCAAAUCCAGGCGCACAAGAGGGCUGGAACCGAGCAUAAUUCUGAAUGCCAGAAGCUUGUGGAGGACAUCAAGGAGGAGGAGAGCUCACAACUUCAGCCUCAAUUUGCGUACAUUAGGCAGAGGGGGGUGCGGGACGCCAUCGCGAAAGCAUGUCAGCACCUUGAUUUCGUGCAGCAGCUCCGUCAAGUGCAUCGCAGGGACCUGCACAAGUCCCAACGCGGGGCCAGGCAGGCUCAGCUGUCAGGGGCACUUACUAUUUCGGUUGAUCUGAGCAAAGCUUUUGAUUCUGUUAAUAGACAUGAGCUGCUAGCUGCCUUGGAUCGCCUGGGAACAGACCCUGUUACGAAAGAACUGGUAGUUCAACUACACAGUGAGACCUCCUACAACAUGGGCACAAGUGGACUAGAGAUUCAAGUUCCCACUUCUUCAGGAAUCAAACAAGGUUGCAAGCUAGCCCCGGCAUUGUGGUCUGCGCUGACACUUCUAGUCAUGAGCAGAAUGGAGCAGAAAUGGGGCCCAGAUAGCAAGCAAGCUAGGGACAUCCUAACAGUCUUUGCAGACGAUUUCCUGCUCCAGGAAACCUUCUCGAGCUUUCCUGAACUUCAGAAAGUGCUGCUCAGAAUAGAGGCUCUCUUUCAGUCUCUUGAGGACGUGGGGCUGGAAGUCAAUCCAACGAAGUCCAAAGCCUUGCUAAUGGUUCAGGGCACUCAGCAGUCCAUCUUUCGCAAGAAGCACACGAUGCGCAAAGAGAAGCAGUUGCACAUCGUCCUUCCCUCAGGACAUAAGAUUCCGAUUCAUCACAAACUAACAUAUCUAGGGGUGCAGCUCAGCUAUGGAUCCUACAAAGACCAGACGGUUGACUAUAGGAUCGCCCAAGCUCAAGGCAAGUUUGAGCUACUUCGACACAUCCUGUGCUCCACUAAGGCCUUGGAGGCUUCAAAGAAGUUGGAGAUCUGGAGGGUCUAUGUGGAAUCCUCACUCUUGCAUGGGCUUGUGGCCACUGGCAUCACCUCAUCAGGUCUUCAGAAGCUUCAGAGUAAAUACUCGCGGAUGCUAAGAUCCAUCUUUAAGCAACAUCAGCACUACAGCCAUAUUGACACGAAGACUCUGUUCGAGCAAUAUAAGGUUCAGACUCCUCAAGCAGUUUUGAUCAGCCAGAUGAAAAACUACCAAGACGCACUAGAUGCCUGUCAGAAGUACAACCCGGAUCAGAACAUACAGUGGUAUCUGGGACUUAGAGGUAGGAUUGUUGCGCUGCAACAGGAGCUUCAGAGCAUGCAUUUGGACCUGAGCGAGGCAGACCAGGAGGUACCGUGCUCUCUGUGCGAUCGGAAAUUUUCCAGCGCUAAGGGUCUUCAGCAACAUACUCUGGUGAAGCAUGGAGGACAGCGUGCGAAUCAGCUAGGCCCAAAAUUUCAGGUCACUGUGCAUGCUGCAAAGGACUUCCGCAAUGUGCGGCAUGCAACAGGCAGUUGCGCACAAUGCAUCAACUUCGCAGACAUGUGGAGUCAGGCAUUUGCCCUCAGCUGCACGAGCUGA
Symbiodinium natans is the source of this 2841-nucleotide messenger RNA. The record is from the annotation of a GenBank genome assembly. NCBI's taxonomy places the organism in Eukaryota, Dinophyceae, Suessiales, Symbiodiniaceae.